AUGAGAAAAAAAAAAAAUACAAAAAACAACAAAAAAGGCAGUGAUUAUGCUUUAGUUGAUGAAUCAGAUGAAAGUAAAAAUGACGAAAGUGAUAUUGAAAAUGAAAAAGAAGAGGAAGAGGAAGAAGAAGAAGAAGAAGAAGAAGAAGAUGAAGAUGAAGAUGAAGAUGAAGAUGAAGAAGGAGACGAUAAUGAAGAAAAAGAGGAAGAAGAACAGGAAGAAGAUGACGACGAAGAUGAUGAAGAUGAAGAAGAUGAAGAAGAUGAAGAAGAUGAAGAUUAUGAAUUAAAAAAUUACGGUAUAGCUCUUGAGAUGCCUAAAAGAAAAAACAGGGGAAAAAAUAUGAAAAAAUUAAUUGGUGAAGAUUUAGAAAAGGAUGAACAGUUUUGGAAUGAUAGUAUGUGGGAAGAAGAAGAAAUUGAUGAAGAGUAUGUAAACUCAGAAGGAGAAGAAGAAUAUAAAGACGUAACGGACUCUGAUUUUGAUGAUGAUGAAGAGGAAGAAGAAGAGGAAGAUGAAAAUAGAAAUGAAAAUGAAUUUGAUGAAGAGAAAAAAAAGAAAAAAAAAAUAUAUUCCUAUUUAGAAAAAUUAAAAAAACAAAAAAAAAAUAAUAUGCUAAAAUAUAACUAUAUGAAAAAAAGAAAGUUUAAUGAAACAGAAAAUAAAAAUAAUAAUAAACUUGAAGAAUGUGAUGAGGAAAUGAAAUCAGAAGAGAAUAAAAAAGAUGAAAAUUUGUAUGACGAAAAAAUGUUAAAAAAAAAAAAAAAAAUGGAAAACAUGUAUUUAAUGUUAAAUAGAUCUACGAGAGAUACCACGAGACAAAAAACAGAGCAAAUGCAGCAGCUUUCUGAAUUAAGAAGAAUAAAAAAAGAAAAUCGUUUUAAAAAAUUUUACGAAAGUAGAAAAAGAAAAAAAUCUAUGCAAAGAGAAAUGACAAGAGAAGAAAGACUUGAAGAAGCAAAAUUAACUGAGCAAUUUAAUAUUCAAUCACUACUACAAUUACAAGCUUGGGAGGAAGAAAAAAAAAAAUAUAUUGAAAAUAAGAAAAUUAUAUACCAUAAACCUAAAAGUGUUUUUAUUAGUUAUUCUUAUUCUAAAAAUAUAAUUAAUCCUUUAAGUGAAAAUUUGAAAUAUAAUUUAGAUCUCUAUUAUCCUAAUAAGGAAGGAGAAAAUAUAAAUAAUGUUUUAACAGAAAAUACUAUAUCAGUUAAUACGAACAUAUUAGAAAAUGAUAUAAAAAAUAACUGUGAUAUAAAUAAAAUGAAUGAAAAUAUAAAAAUAGAUGAUUCUUUAGAACAACCUAUUCAAAGUAAAAACACGAUUGACAAAGAACAAAUGAAUGAAUCAAAUAUCCAAACUGCUAAAUUAGAAGAACUAAGUAAAAAAGAAAAUAAUGAAAAUGAUAAAGUAAUAAUUGAAAAUAUUAAUGAAAAUAUAAAAGUAGAAAUGGAAUUUUUUAAUGAGAAAGAUAAUAUAAAAAAUGAAAAUUUGAAUGAAAACAAGAAAAUAAAUAUUGAAAAUUUAAAUGAAUGUGAAGAUUUAAAUAUACAAUAUUUAAAUAAAAAUGAUGAAUUAAAUUUUGAUAUUUUAAAUAAUGAUAAAAAAUGUGUAAAUAAAAACUCUUCUAAGUUAUCAAAAGAAAAAGAGAAUAAUAUCUAUAUAGAGGAAAAACAACUUUACAUUGUUACAGAUUAUAAUGAUUUAAAAAUGUAUAGUAAUUAUAAUAAUAAUAAGGAAACAUUAGAGAAAAUAAAAAAUAAAAAUAAUAUUUGUGCAAUAACAAAUUUAGAAGGAAAAUAUUUUGAUCCAUUAACAAAAAAAUAUUAUUAUAAUGCAGAGGCAUUUAAAAUUUUAAGAUUUUUACAUCAUAAAAAAGUUUAUGAUGAAGUUAAUAAUCAGAUUUGUCUUAUUGUUAAUCUUUUUAAAAGUAAAUUAGACGAAAUUGAAGGUAAUGUUGAAAAUACUACUUUUGAUAAUACUUUAAAAUAG
Molecule: messenger RNA, 1989 nt
Organism: Plasmodium relictum
Lineage: Eukaryota; Apicomplexa; Aconoidasida; Haemosporida; Plasmodiidae
Product: YL1 nuclear protein, putative
Exons: 1
Coding region: 1-1989 (662 amino acids)
Biological process (GO): cell adhesion; ossification; chromatin remodeling
Cellular component (GO): nucleus
Molecular function (GO): ATP-dependent H2AZ histone chaperone activity
Source: RefSeq, a predicted model, not a curated record